This is a messenger RNA of Striga asiatica, 1677 nucleotides long. Lineage: Eukaryota; Viridiplantae; Streptophyta; Magnoliopsida; Lamiales; Orobanchaceae. The record is from the annotation of a GenBank genome assembly.
AAUAAAUGCAAAAUAAAAGGAAUAAAAGAGAGAAUAUUUGAAGUAGAGUAAGAUAAAGAGCAAAGAAUAGUAAAGAUAAAGAAGCAUGAAUUUGGGUUUAACACAAAGAGAUCCCACGAUUACCUAGUCGAACUUCGAUAAAUUACUCGAUCGUAAUUAGAAACUUUUAGAGAAGAUGAAGAUUUUCGUGAAGACUCUCAAGGGUAUCACCUUCGACAUCGAAGUAAAACCCGAGGAUACGGUUGCAGAUGUGAAGAAAACCAUAGAGGGAACCACAGAGAGUAAAGAGGGAGCAGAUAAAUAUCCGGCCGCACAGCAAAUGCUUAUCUACCAAGGGAAAGUUCUGAAAGAUGACAGUACACUGGAAGAAGUUGCUGAAGGCAGUUUUGUUGUUGUUAUGCUGAGCAAGAACAAGGGACCUACAGGUGAAGGCUCAACAACGGCAAACGCACCUAAGGCAGCACAGACAAGUGGCACAGCUACUUCAACUCCAGUGGCUACAAGUCCUCAGCCUCCUGCAGCUGCGGCUGCUCCAGCUUCUGCUCCAGCUCCAGUUCCAGCUGUCAGCGAUGUGUCAGAAGUGUAUGGCCAAGCUGCAUCUAAUCUUGUCGCUGGUAGCAAUCUGGAUGGGACAAUUCAGGAAAUUCUUGAUAUGGGUGGGGGUACUUGGGACAGAGACACUGUUCUUCGUGCCCUUCGUGCUGCUUAUAACAAUCCAGAAAGAGCUGUCGAGUAUUUGUACUCUGGGAUCCCUGAAUCGGCCGAAGCUCCAUCUGCCGGGCAGGAUGCUAAUGUAUCUGCUCAGCCUCAGCAAGCUGCUCAACCAGCACCUGCUCCUACAGCUGGCCCGAAUGCAAACCCAUUGAAUCUUUUCCCUCAGGGUUUGCCGAACGCAGGAGCGAAUGCUGGUGGUGCGAAUACCCUGGAUUUUCUUCGCACUAGUCCACAGUUCCAAACCUUGAGAGCAAUGGUGCAGAACAACCCGCAGAUCUUGCAGCCCAUGCUUCAAGAACUAGGAAAGCAAAACCCUCAAUUAGUAAGACUGAUUCAAGAGCACCAGGCAGACUUUCUACGUCUCAUCAACGAGCCUGUUGAAGGCAGUGAAGCAAUCUCUAGCAUGCUCGGGCAGUUGGCUGGGGCGAUGCCUCAGGCUGUUUCAGUUACACCCGAAGAACUUGAAGCUAUAGAAAGGCUAGAAGCAAUGGGAUUUGGUCGUGAAAUUGUGGUCGAGGUUUUCUUUGCGUGCAACAAAAAUGAGGAGUUGGCUGCUAACUACCUAUUGGAUCAUAUGCACGAGUUUACGGACUGAUGAUAUUAGGAAAAUAAGUGUUGGUAUAUUAAGUUUCCUACAAACAUAUCUGCUUUUNUUUCCGUAAACUUAUAUUCCGACUGUAUGGUGAACGUUUUUCUUCCUUUCGACCUCCGUUAUCUUAGGACUAAAACGACAUCAUUCAUGGCUAGAAAAAUGUAAUUACUUAUCAUAUCUAUCGUGUCUGGAUUCGUAACUUUGGUUAUUUAUAUAAAAUAUCUUGUCUUAAGUUAUGACUUGGGGUAGUGUACUUGGACUAAUUAGCCUUUUCUAUUAGGGAAUCUUGUUAGUUUUUAGCUCUGUGCACUAUGAAAAUGGCUGCUUGAAUUUUGUUCAAGGGACAGUCAAGAUAUCCUGAAGUUUAUUGA